CACAGCAACUUCCGCCUCAAAGAAGUCCUGUAAACAACGAUGAUUGUACGGACAUCUGAACGAUUGUUCCCAACCACUCUCGUUGAGCGAUAGCAUCAAAAGUUGUUGGAUCGGUCAAAAAGCCGAGCGCAUCGAGCCGAUAUCUGAAGAUGCCUGGAAAGAGGAAGAGACCAUACACGAACGUCGACUUCACAUUGAAGAGAGUAUUCAAAAAGCCAUGUUUCCGGCCUCUACAACGCGAAGUCAUUACGGCCACUCUAGAGGGUGAAGAUGUCUUCUUGCAGGCAGCCACAUCAUUCGGCAAGAGUCUGUGCUAUCAACUACCGGCUAUUGUUGAUCUCGGCAUUACCAUUGUCGUUUCUCCGCUACUGGCGCUCAUGAACAAUCAAGUCGCAUCUAUGCGCAGCUCAAACAUCAAAGUCGAGACGAUCAACAGCACAACUCAACGACACGACCGUGAACGCAUACUGGCAGACCUCCAAUGUGGUCAUCCUUUGACUAGACUUCUCUAUGUAACUCCGGAGUACUGCGCAACAGACCACUUCCGCAAGAUUCUCCGCGUCAUUCAUUCGCAAAAAGAGCUCGCACGUAUAGCAGUUGACGAAGCUCAUUGUGUCAGCGAAUGGGGCCACGACUUCCGACCUUCUUUCCAACAGCUCUCCUUCUUCAAGACAGAAUUCCCCGACGUCCCAAUCAUAUGUCUCACAGCUACAGCAACCUCUCGCGUGCGCGACGAUAUCAUCAAAACCAUGGCCCUUGACCCUCUCAAACUGCGCGUCUUCCGCAUGACGACAAGCCGCCCAAACCUGCACUACGAAGUCCGCUUCAAGUGUGACGAGGACGACCACUACUCCAACUUCCUCUCCUGGCUCAAGAACAUCCACGCUCGCCGCGCCAACUCAGAGCGAGCCACUCAACUAGCCUCCCAGCAACAGCGCACCGACAACGUAUCUGGCAUCAUAUACACACUCUUCCGCAAAGACUGCGAGUCCCUCGCCGCCCGCCUCCGCAGCGACGGCAUUGGCGCAAAACCCUACCACGCUGGUCUCCCCCACACCGAGCGCACCAAUACUCUCUCCGGCUGGGUCGCUAACAAAGAAGGCUACGAUGUCGUCGUCGCUACCACAGCGUUCGGCAUGGGUAUCGACAAAGAAAACGUCCGCUUUGUCGUGCACUGGCAGAUCCCCAAAUCCUUCGAGGGCUUCUACCAGGAAGCCGGGCGCGCAGGCCGGGACGGGAAAGCCAGCGUGUGCAUCCUGUACUACGGGCGUGAAGACCGCGAUCGCGCAGCGACGCUCAUGGCAAGGGACCAGGCGCGGCAGCUGAUGAAGGGCGAUGGGAGGGCGGCGCAACAGCAGCAAGUGCUGAAUAGGGCGAAGAGCUUGCAAGCGCUUGUGGACUACUGUGAGGCGACCAAUAGGUGCCGUCACAAGAUCAUCGCGAAGUACUUUGGCGAUGAGGGGGUUCCGCUGUGCGAUUUUGCGUGCGACUGGUGUAAGGACGCGGAGGCGCUGGUCAGGAGGAAGGAGAGGGGGCUUGCGAGCGAGGAAUGGUGUAGUACGCAGAGGGAGAUGGGGAGGUAUGAAGGAGGAUAUGAUGAAUACGAUUGAGCUAGCAAAACAGCAUCAACAGGCGUCAGGGUAUUUCGGAAAAUAUGGCGAGUAGGCAACAACGUCUAAUGUGCAUAUCUGUCGUUGUCUAAUCGUAGCACUUCAUUCUAUAUGGAACCAUACCACCUUCGCCUUCUACACGAGAAACGUGUCUAAGCGAUCUAUGAGCGCC
This is a messenger RNA of Macroventuria anomochaeta, 1782 nucleotides long. RefSeq names its product ATP-dependent DNA helicase. Gene Ontology annotation, biological process: double-strand break repair via homologous recombination. Bases 150 to 1610 code for a protein of 486 amino acids. The transcript is spliced from 4 exons. The record is from RefSeq and is a predicted model, not a curated record. Gene Ontology annotation, cellular component: nucleus; RecQ family helicase-topoisomerase III complex; cytoplasm. Gene Ontology annotation, molecular function: ATP binding; 3'-5' DNA helicase activity; nucleic acid binding. Lineage: Eukaryota; Fungi; Ascomycota; Dothideomycetes; Pleosporales; Didymellaceae.